CUUGUAUAGUGCUCAUCCUCUGUGAAUCAGAUAUUUGAAGAUUCCACUCAGUCAGCCACAGAGGUUUGAGUUAACGAAUGGGGGGGUUCGACGGAAAGUAGCUGUAGCAUCGCGCAGAGACUCUUGAAACGGUCCGAGAGAGACUCAAACGGAUGCAAAAUGGCCUUUAGUCGUACACAAAGUGAAUUCAAAAAGGAAAUGACAAGAAGGAAAAGGAAUUGAAAUAUAGAGAGAAUGAAAUAUAGAGUAUGAGAGAGUGAAAAUGAGACGAGAGACACUCUCAACACUUUUUUUUUAGUUUGGUGCAAGACCAGCAUACAUUGAGAUCGAUUUAGAGAAUUUAAUUUUCGCUGUUAGAAGUAGGCUUAUAUACUUGAUUUCUGAAGAAAAUUUUGCUGCUUCCAAAAACUCACCUUGUUCGUCAACCAACCUCGAGGUAUAGAAGGUCGAGCAACUAAGACUAUAACUGCUUGAUAUUCAUAUUGUUACUUCCAAGAAGCUAAAGCUUAAGCUUCUAGUAUUGCUAUAAUUUAUCUUUUGAUUGAAAAAUUUACUGAGUAAAAAUUUGUACUCCAAAGAUGGCCUCAAAAGCGGUGCAAUUUGAGGUGACGAACUCUGCACAAAAGCUGUCACCACAGAAAAAGCCCUGGACCCUAAAUCCAGACCGUUAUCAGAUUGCGGAUGUCAUCGGGACGGGGAGUUACGGUACUCUUUUUUUUGAUGUCAUCGAUGGAACGUGGAGUUGCGGUAUCCUAGUUCCCGCGGUUCUCACGCGAACUUAGGCCUUUUUUAGGUUGAAGUAAAGAUGUUUUUUGCAUCCUAUCCUAUCCUAUCCUAUCCUAUCCCAAACGACUUCUCAUUCUGGCAGGUAAAGUCUUUGGUGCCGUUGACAAGUUUACCGGAAAACGAGUCGCAAUCAAGCGAAGUAAAGAUGUUUUUGGGGAACUGACGGAUUGCAAGAGGAUGCUGCGGGAAAUCGCCAUCCUGAACCGCGUUGAGCACCGCAACGUCGUGAAGCUCCACGAAAUCUAUCUACUCAGUGUUAUGGCCGCCAAAAUUUGUAUAAUGUAGUAGAAGUACGUAGUAAGUAUACCUGAAGAAGAUUGGGCACACGACUACUACUACUACUACUACUAACCACUGGGAAUGAUGUAGUACGAACUAGAACAACAGGAUGAACAGAAACCUUUUUUAUCUUUUGUACUGCAACUAGCAUUCCGAACUACAUCCAACAGUUCUUUCAUCUUUGGGGACGUCGCCGUCUCCUCAACAACAGAUUACAGCUCCUUGAGAUGGUCUCACAUGUAGAUGCGCAAUGCUACGCAAGAAGUACCAUGACCACAUGACAUACUAGAACAACCUGCUUCGCUAACUACGAACGAAGUACCUACCAUAAAUAGAUAUCUUGUCUUUGGUCUUCCUCGGUUCAUCAACAUAAAUGACUACUUAAGUAUUUCCUCUAACAAACGUAGUGCAUCAAAUUUUACGGAAAUCGCACUGGUCCUCGAACAGUGCCAGUUCGAUAUGAAAAAGCUCUUCAAAUCAAACGAGACCCUCAACGAAGCCCACUCACGUGCGCUUUUCUAUUAUGUCGUCUUGGACUUGGUGUAAUGGUAAUGGAUUGUACUAAGUAAUACAUUUACAUAGAAAAUGGUAAGGGAUUGUAAUAGAAAGCAGGUGGUGAAUAAGACAAUGUGGUGAAGACGCUAGUGUUGGUGCUAACCUGUUCAACGUGCUCAACAAUAUCAGGAUCAUGGGGUCUCGGGAGCAACUUUUUAGACAUGCAUACUUCUCCGAACUCAGACCACCGUCAAUGCAAGUAGUUCGUUGAUGAUCAUGAUGUUUCUUCCUCACUCCUUCUCUACCAAAUAGUGUUUUCAUUUUCAACCAUUUCAAGGGGGGAAAGUUGAAAGAGAAAGAGCUUUUUGAUCAACAUCAACACAUUGGUUACUUGUUUUGUGCUGCACAUCAUAAUAUUCCCGAACAAGAUUUCGUCUGCCCCAGCGCUUCAUCAUCCUGAUCGUCCUCUAAUGUUGCCGUAUUUGUUGUGGUGUGCAGUACUUGCAUUCCCGUGGUGUCUGGCACAGAGACUUGAAACCGGCGAACAUCUUGCUCAAUUUACGGACAAAGUUCUUGCCUUCUUCACUGAACCAACUGAACUACUUGCUACCUACAACUUACUCUUGCCUUCUUCACUGAACCAACUGAACUACUUGCUACCUACUUACAAUACGGAAUUACUUACUACUUACUGUUACUACAAGUACAACUACUACCUACUUACUCCUACUUACUACUUACUUCUUGAACUUGAUCGAUCCCUUUCUAAUCGCCGAGGACUGUACAGUGAAGAUAUGUGACUUUGGAUUGGCGAGAGCAGUGGCCACACCAGAUGGAAACGCUUCCCUCCAGUUGCUAGAGGACAAGAAUUCCAAGAAUCAGAGUCGCGACCUGACAGCACACGUCGUCACGCGAUGGUACUUAGAUUUAACAGGAGCUCACGUUGUCACGAGAACUACCUAUGUUGUCACGAGAUGGUACUUAUGUUCUUGUCACGAGAUGGUAGUGGUCAUAUUCUCACAGCAUAUUUUAAAUAGGAGCACUCAAUGUUGAUCCCUUUGUUUCUCUUUUGUGCCAACGACUAGGUACAACCGUGCACGCUCUACUGUUUCUCUCCCAGGCCUCUUUGUUCUCGACAGAUGUAGCGUGUAAGUAGAUACAUCCACUUCGUCCUAGGUACCGAGCUCCCGAGUUGAUUCUUCUGCACGAUUUUUAUACGGAGGCCAUUGAUGUGUGGAGUCUAGGCUGCAUCCUGUUCGAGUUGGCCUUGAUGGAGCCACGCUAUUGUCCGAAGGAAGAUAUUCCGAAAAAGUUAAGAUGACGUGAUACUUUAUAAGUUUUAAUCCUCGUACCAUUUCGUAAAACUACGGCAUUGACGCAUGAUCAGUACUGUGAAGGUAGAUCAAGAAAUUCCCUCCGGUUCAUCUUCUUUUUGAAUGAGGAGAGGUAAUCUUCAGAUCGAUCUUGGCUUCAUAAUCCGUUUAGUAUCAGCAAGUAAUCUCUAAGAAGACGAGUUCCACUUUUUCCGGGAGCAUGCUGCUACCCGCUGUCUCCGCGCAAGGACAAAAACGACAAUCCAGUCGAAGUAUAUCUCCUUUUCUAUAGAAGUUGCACGAGUCUUUUAGCACCAAACACUAGUGAAAAAAUCAUAAGGAAGACCCCGCUUGAAGGUUCCCCAUGCAUCCUCUCCACUUUUUUCCACCUGAAAAAGGUCGACAAGAAGCACGUGGAUCAACUAAGGGUGAUAUUUGAACACGUCGGCACUCCGAGACCUAGCGACUACGACUUCCUCUCCAACCCGGAUGCGAAGUAUUACCUCCGAAAGCAUUUUCCAGUGGAAAAAGCGCGACCGCCCACGUGGUUUCAUCAACGCUUGCAUAAUUAUGGCCUCUACUCCACCUAAGAUUUAAGUACUGGGUGGCAUCAAGCUAACCAUAACUACAGGGAGAAGUGUUGUGAAGUGGAGGAUGAAGAAGACGACAAAAAGAAAAAAAUCAAGAAAAGGUUGCUGGAACCUUUCUUCAUAGGCUCUUUCCGUAACCAUAGGGAUAGUCGCAAACAAGAAUAGGCGCUUCUCAUUUCGAACGAAACAACUUAAUGUUUCUUCUUCAACAACUUUUUAAAAGUACAACAUACUGACACAACUCUUCUUGAAGCCAUCUUCUAACUCUUCAAGAAUAGAUCUGAUAUCUACCUCUUAUUAUAACAUACUGGUAUCUAAUAUUAACUCGUCUUGUCGCCACCUCAGGAUACUUGUCGAUAGUUACCCUUUUCUCUUCUAUAUCUUCCUCUGGUCUGUCUUUUUUCUAGUUAGGUCGGCUCCACCACAAAUAUUAACUCGUCUGGAUUUUUUACUUGUUCUGAUAUCUUAGGGAGAAUAAGUUUCUUGAAUUCUAAGGCCAAUGAAAUUGUUCUGAUAUCACAUCAUCUAAUCCCCCGUCGACCCUUUGUUGGAUGAUGCCUUGCGCCGCUUGUUGGUCUUCAACCCUGCGAAGCGCACAACCUUACGGGCCUGCAUGGAACACGAUUUUUUGAAGAAAACACGAACGGAGGAAAGGCAGAGAGGGUACUAUGAUCAUAAAUAUUUUAUAAGUACUCUUGUGCUUGUGGAAGAAGCAACGUGGUAUGAAGAGCAAGAGAAGAAACUACGUCCGAGGAGAGAUAUGGAUCACUCACACGUCUGAACACAGCAGAUGUGGUUGUUAACUGACCAAAUAAUAUUAAAAAUUCAACGUCAGCACCUCCUAUGUUCAAUUCCCUAUGUUCAAUUCGCUUUCCGCCGAUAGGCUAUUAUUUUUGUUUGGGAUCAUGCAGUAUGAUGAUGACUCUCGUCAAUCUUCUCUGAAAAAUACUAGAUACGUCGAUCACGAUGUGGAGAUGUCUGGUACAGUGGAGCCGAUUGCCUUGCACUUCCCUGAUCACCGGGAUAUGACCGAGAGUGAGUUGCGUCACUUCUUUGUCAUGGAGGAGAAGCUCUCAAAGCAGCGCGAUUUGGAGUACAGGAGAACGCGUAGUGUUAAUAUGUGUUGAGUAGACAUGGGGUGUUCUUAAGAUUUAUUUUGUAGUAAGCACGACGAAGCGUUACGGAGUAUGUUUUGAAGAGAUCACGACGAAGUAUUCAGAACAAUGUCUAUGUGUUAGAAAACACGACGAAGUAGUAAGAAGUAUUGUAUCUAUAAGUUAAAAGCCUAGCAGAGUUUUGUACAGUUCAUUGUCAAGUUUAGAAACGAUGCGUUUUUAGUUUUUGAGACUAGUUCAUCAAGUCAAUCUGUGAAAAGAACUAGAGAUAGUUACUAGGCGAUUGAAAAAAUUCUAAGGACACCAGUAGUACGAAAUUUUCUCACUUUUCUAACAGACUGUCAACCACCUCAAGAAUAGGUAAAAUCAUCAUCAACACAGCAUGGAUCAUUUGGCUUUUGGACUGAGACACCAUACUAAAACCGGAUUCAAUGAUGUACUUAACAUAAAAAAAAUCAAAAUCUUGUAAUAUAGUCUAUGACUAUGAGCAGUCUUGCUUCUGAAGUCGGCUGUGUUUUGCUUAGGUCAGGAAGAGUAGUAUCCGUGUAUAAGUACUCAUGGAUUUGGAAUUUAAAGUGCGCGUUUUGCAUUCGAGUCCCACCAAGAUCCAUUUUGCAAUAUUUUUUUUUCAAAAAUGUCAGUGAAGGGGCCGACUUGUUGUAAUGAAUCUAUCUAGCUAUCAAAUACAAAUUACUGAGCAUCGAAUAACAUACGAAGAAGGGGGAAAACCCGAAGUCACUUGUUUUCGUGUGGAGUACGCACGGGAAAAGCCUCUUGAUUUGAUUUGCGUGUAUGUUGUUUUAAAUAAAAGUAUAGACUAAGAUGAACAAAUCGUGAUUCACAUGUUUGUUUUCAUAGUUUUGUAGUUCGCUGUCAGUACAUACUUAGUUUUUUUCAAAAAAAGAAACAGUCCAACGACCUUGCAGACCCAGUCGCUAU
Messenger RNA from Amoebophrya sp. A25, 5517 nucleotides. The record is from the annotation of a GenBank genome assembly. NCBI's taxonomy places the organism in Eukaryota, Dinophyceae, Syndiniales, Amoebophryaceae.